AUGGAGUGCCCCUGGAAAAUGCAGCGAGAUAGUGCACCAACAUCUAGCACAGACCGAACCACUACUACUACUACUGCAUCAACAUCUAGCACAAAACCAACCACCACUACUAGUGCACCAACAUCUAGCACUGAACAAACCACAGCUACUUCCAACCUAACCACUACUAGUGCACUAGCAUCUAGCACAGACCCAACCACUACUACAAGUGCUCGAACAUCUAGCACUGAACCAACCACUACUACAAUAGCACCAAUAUCUAGCACUGAAUCAACCUCUUCUCCUAGUGCACCAACUUCAAUCACUGAAUCAAUCACUACUACUAGUGCACCAACAUACCCAACCACUUCAACUAGUUCACCAACAUCUUUCACUGAACCAACCACUACUACUAGUGCACAAACAUCUAGCACUGAACCAACCACUACUUCAAGUUCACCAGCAUCUAGCACUGAACUAACCACUACUACUAGUGCACAAACAUCUAGAACUGAACCAACCACUACUACUAGUGCACCAGCAUCCAUCACAGACCCAACCACUACUACUAGUGCAACAGCAUCUAUUACAGACCAAACCACUACUAUUAGUGCACCAACAUCAAUCACUGAACCAACAACUACUACUACUGCACCAGCAUCUAUUACAGACACAACCACUUCUACAAGUGCACCAGCAUCUAGCACUGAACCAACCACUACUACUAGUGCAUCAACAUCUAGCACAGACCCAACCACUGCUACUAGUGCACCAACAUCUAGCACAGACCCAACCACUGCUACUAGUGCACCAAAUCCUAGCACAAACCCAACCACUACUACUAGUUUACCAACAUCUAGCACUGAACCAACCACUACUACUAGUGCACCAACAUCUAUCACAGACCCAACCACUACUACUAGUGCACCAACAUCUAGCAUAGACCCAACCACUACAACAAGUGCACCAACAUCUAGCACUGAACCAACCACUACUACAAGUGCUCAAACAUCUAUCAUUGAACAAACCACUACUACUAGUGCAUCAUCAUCUAGCACUGAACCAACCACUACUACUAGUGCACCAACAUCUAGCACUGAACCAACCACUACUACAAGUGCACCAGCAUCUAGCACUGAAACAACCACUACUUCUAGUGCACCAGCAUCUAUCACAGACGCAACCACUACUACAAGUGCACCAACAUCUAGCAUAGACCCAUCCACUUCUACUAGUGCACCAACAUCUAGCACUGAACCAACCACUACUACAAAUGCACCAACAUCUAGCAAUGAACCAACCACUACUACAAGUGCACCAGCAUCUAGCACUGAACCAACCACUACUACUAGUGCAUCAACAUCUAGCACUGAACCAACCACUACUACUAGUGCACCAACAUCUAGCACUGAACCAACCACUACUACUAGUGCACCAAUAUCUAGCACUGAACCAACCACUACUACAAGUGCACCAACAUCUAGCACUGAACCAACCACUACUACUAGUGCACCAAUAUCAAGCACUGAACCAACCACUACUUCUAGUGCACCAGCAUCUAUCACAGACCCAACGACUACUACUAAUGCAUCAACAUCUAUCACAGACCCAACCAAAACUACAAUUACACCAGCAUCUAGCACUGACCCAACCACUGCUACUAGUUCACCAACACCUAGCACAGACGCAACCACUACUACAAGUGCACCAACAUAUAUCACAGACUCAACCACUACUUCUAGUGCACCAGCAUCUAUCACCUACCCAACGACUACUACUAAUGCAUCAACAUCUAUCACAGACCCAACCACAACUACAAUUACACCAGCAUCUAGCACUGACCCAACCACUGCUACUAGUUCACCAACACCUAGCACAGACCCAACCACUACUACUAGUGCACAAACAUCUAGCACUGAACCAACCACUUCUACAAGUGCACCAACAUCUAGCACUGAACCAACCGCUACUACUAGUGCACCAAUAUCAAGCACUGAACCAACCAGUACUACAAGUGCACCAACAUCUAGCACUGACCAAAGCACUACUACUAGUGCACCAACAUCUAGCACUGAACCAAUCACUACUACUAGUGCAUCAACAUCUAUCACUGAACCAACCAAUUCUACUAGUGCACCAACAUCUAGCACUGAAUCAACUACUACUACAAGUGCACCAGCAUCUAGCACUGACCCAACCACAACUACAAUUUCACCCGCAUCUAGCACUGACCCAACCACUGCUACUAGUGCACCAACACCUAGCACAGACCCAACAACUACUACUAGUGCACCAACAUCUAGCACUAAACCAACCACUACUAGUAGUUUACCAACAUCUAUCACCGACCCAACUACUACUACUAGUGCACCAACAUCUAGCAUAGACCCAGCCACGACUACUAGUGCACCAACAUCUAGCACUGAAUCAACCACUACUACAAGUGCACCAACAUCUAGUAAUGAACCAACCACUACUACAAACCCAGCCACUACUACUAGUGCACCAACAUCUAUCACUGAACAAACCACUACUUCAAAUGCACCAACAUCUACAUCUAGCACUGACCCAACCACUGCUACUAGUUCACCAACACCUAGCACAGACCCAACCACUACUACUAGUGCACAAACAUCUAGCACUGAACCAACCACUUCUACAAGUGCACCAACAUCUAGCACUGAACCAACCGCUACUACUAGUGCACCAAUAUCAAGCACUGAACCAACCACUACUACUAGUGCAUCAACAUCUAGCAAUGAACAAAGCACUACUACUAGUGCACCAACAUCUAGCACUGAACCAAUCACUACUACUAGUGCAUCAACAUCUAUCACUGAACCAACCAAUUCUACUAGUGCACCAACAUCUAGCACUGAAUCAACUACUACUACAAGUGCACCAGCAUCUAGCACUGACCCAACCACAACUACAAUUUCACCCGCAUCUAGCACUGACCCAACCACUGCUACUAGUGCACCAACACCUAGCACAGACCCAACAACUACUACUAGUGCACCAACAUCUAGCACUAAACCAACCACAACUAGUAGUUUACCAACAUUUAUCACCGACCCAACUACUACUACUAGUGCACCAACAUCUAGCAUAGACCCAGCCACGACUACUAGUGCACCAACAUCUAGCACUGAAUCAACCACUACUACAAGUGCACCAACAUCUAGCAAUGAACCAACCACUACUACAAGUGCUCCAUUAUCUAUCACUGAACAAACCACUACUACUAGUGCAUCAACAUCUAGCACUGAACCAACCACUACUACUAGUGCACCAACAUCUAGCACUGAACCAACCACUACCACAAGUUUACCAGCAUCUAGCACUGAACCAACCACUACUACUAGUACACCAGCAUCUAUCACAGACCCAACUACUACUACUAAUGCACCAACAUCUAGCAUAGACCCAUCCACUUCUACUAGUGCACCAACACCUAGCACAGACCCAACAACUACUACUAGUGCACCAACAUCUAGCACUAAACCAACCAAUACUACUAGUGCAUGCACCAGCAUCUAUCACAGACCCAACCACUUCUACUAUGAACCAAUAUCAAGCACUGAACCGACCACUACUAGAAGUGCACCAACAUCUAGCACUGACCCAAGCACUACUACUAGUGCACCAACAUCUAGCACUGAACCAACCACUACUACUAGUGCAUCAACAUCUAUCACUGAACCAACCAAUUCUACUAGUGCACCAACAUCUAGCACUAAAUCAACUACUACUACAAGUGCACCAGCAUCUAGCACUGACCCAACCACAACUACAAUUUCACCAGCAUUUAGCACUGACCCAACCACUGCUACUAGUGCACCAACACCUAGCACAGACCCAACAACUACUACUACAUCUAGCACUGAGCCAACCACUACUACUAGUACACCAGCAUCUAUCACAGACCCAACCACUACUACUAGUGCACCAACAUCUAGCAUAGACCCAUCCACUUCUACUAGUGCACCAACGUCUAGCACUGAACCAACUACUACUACAAGUGAACCAACAUCUAGCAAUGAAUGCACCAACAUCAAUCACUGA
Molecule: messenger RNA, 4044 nt
Organism: Dreissena polymorpha
Lineage: Eukaryota; Metazoa; Mollusca; Bivalvia; Myida; Dreissenidae
Product: mucin-2-like
Exons: 10
Coding region: 1-4044 (1347 amino acids)
Source: RefSeq, a predicted model, not a curated record